AAGGUGGUCUCUCCUCCUCCUCCUCUCUAUUGUUCUUUCCCCAGAACCCUAAUCAUCAUCCCCAGAUUCGCAAUUCAUCGUACCCAAAAUCGACGAAAGGCACCACCUUUCUAAAAUCAAUGGAUCAUCAGAAUUACCCAUAUCAAAACCCUUUCGAGAGACGUCCCAUCCUUAAAUCCAAAGCUCCUGCUGUGAAGUGGAUCAAAGAGUGGGUACCACAAGACAUUGUUGCUACAGGUGGGAAGUGUUAUCUACAUAAAUGGGUUACAGAGGAUACUUUGAAGAAACUUAAAGAAAAAGAGAAAGAGCCUGAUGUUCCAGAGCCUGAGCCUGAACCAACUACAGAGAUUUUGUUUCUUUGUAGUUAUGAAGGAUGUGGGAAGACCUUCUUUGAUGUCAGUGCUUUAAGAAAACAUUCCCACAUUCAUGGAGAAAGGCAAUAUGUUUGUGAUCAUGCUGGAUGUGGAAAGAAAUUUCUGGAUAGUUCAAAGUUGAAGAGACAUUAUCUUAUUCAUACUGGAGAGAGGGCUUUUGUAUGUACUUAUGAAGGCUGUGGAAAGGCAUUCUCCUUGGAUUUUAAUCUCAGAUCUCACAUGAAGACUCAUUCACAAGAAAAUUAUCAUCUCUGUCCAUACAGUGGGUGUGGAAAGAGAUAUGCUCAUGAAUACAAGUUAAAGAACCACGUUGCUAACUACCAUGAAAAGAAUGGUGCUGGAGAGACGCCCAAAUAUACUCCACCGGCAGAGAAAGUAUCAAGGACUGUCAAAACACCUGCAGCAGUUUAUACUGCAUCUUUGGAUCGACCAUACGCAUGCCCAUAUGAAGGGUGUGAGAAAGCUUACAUACAUGAGUACAAGCUUAAGCUCCACUUGAAGAGAGAGCAUCCAGGGCAUUUACAAGAAGAGAACACGGAGAACCCCACACUGAUGAAGCACAACGGCAAUGACAGGAAUGAUAUGGAUAAUGGGAGUGAUCAAGAUGUUUACAGGAAACAUGCUAUUAACGGGAAAAGCCAGACCCAUAAACAACAGAGCAGAGCUAAGCCAAACAUGAGGACACCACCAACCAAAGCUGGAAAGAAAGGCUCAACCUCUUCGCCUGCCAAAGUGAGGAUUGCAAAUAUACCAUGGCAAGCAAAAGAAACUUUUGAAGAAGUACAAAGAGAAGAAGAAGAAGAUAGCGAGGAGACUGAGGAAGAUAGAGAGAAUGUGGAUGAUGGCUGGAGGUUUGGCGAAAACAACGAGGAGGAUGACGAUGAAGAGACAGAGUAUGAAGACUAGCUUAAAUUACGUCCAAGUCAUAGGAUAAAUUUCGACUAUAUGCUUUGGUGACUUUAGUAGCUUUGUUUUGUCUCUCUUAUACUCUUCUUAAUUUGAAAGCAUUGUAUAGUCUUCUAUUAAAUUUUUUGGAAAGCUCUUCUUUUGUUUUGAUCAAUUAUUGCAAUGCUAUCCCUAUA
Messenger RNA from Capsella rubella, 1456 nucleotides. RefSeq names its product zinc finger transcription factor YY1. Lineage: Eukaryota; Viridiplantae; Streptophyta; Magnoliopsida; Brassicales; Brassicaceae. The coding region runs from base 120 to 1280 and encodes 386 amino acids. Gene Ontology annotation, cellular component: PcG protein complex; transcription regulator complex. The record is from RefSeq and is a predicted model, not a curated record. Gene Ontology annotation, molecular function: DNA-binding transcription factor activity, RNA polymerase II-specific; RNA polymerase II cis-regulatory region sequence-specific DNA binding. The transcript is spliced from 6 exons. Gene Ontology annotation, biological process: regulation of transcription by RNA polymerase II.